Molecule: messenger RNA, 1603 nt
Organism: Nelumbo nucifera (sacred lotus)
Lineage: Eukaryota; Viridiplantae; Streptophyta; Magnoliopsida; Proteales; Nelumbonaceae
Product: alpha-galactosidase 1-like
Biological process (GO): carbohydrate metabolic process
Cellular component (GO): plant-type cell wall
Molecular function (GO): hydrolase activity, hydrolyzing O-glycosyl compounds
Source: RefSeq, a predicted model, not a curated record
AAUAGUCCUUGGUUUCCUUCCCUGUCUCUGCUUGUCGCCUAUAUAAUUAAAAGCCAUUGCUGUUGGGCUGGGGCUGGGCUAGCUGCUGCAGGAGGAAAUGGAGAGAUCUUCUGCUCCAUCACUUCCUCUCUUUGUCUUCUUACUUUGCUGCUUCCUGUUUUCCUCUUCUUCUGCCUCCAAAUUGUUACUAGCCGAAUCCGAAGAUGUAUAUCGUAGAAAUCUGCUCGCCAAUGGACUCGGCAUUACGCCUCCCAUGGGGUGGAACAGUUGGAAUCACUUUUUCUGCAACAUCGACGAGAAGGUUAUCAGAGAAACCGCUGAUGCUUUGGUGUCAACUGGUCUGGCCAAGCUUGGCUAUCAAUAUGUUAAUAUAGAUGACUGUUGGGCUGAGAUUGCUCGUGAUGACAAGGGAAAUCUUGUUGCCAAGAAGUCAACCUUUCCCUCAGGGAUUAAAGCUCUAGCAGACUAUGUUCACAGCAAGGGUCUUAAAUUAGGAAUAUACUCAGAUGCAGGGUAUUUUACAUGUAGCAGAACAAUGCCGGGUUCACUUGGUCAUGAAGAACAAGAUGCCAAAACCUUUGCUUCAUGGGGCAUUGACUACCUAAAGUAUGAUAACUGUAACAAUGACGGUUCAAGGCCAACUGUUCGAUACCCUGUAAUGACCCAAGCUCUGAUGAAGGCUGGUCGUCCAAUCUUCUUCUCUCUAUGUGAAUGGGGGGAUCUGCACCCUGCUCUCUGGGGUGCCAAGGUAGGAAAUAGCUGGAGAACCACUGGUGAUAUUACAGAUAACUGGGAAAGCAUGAUGUCUAGAGCUGACAUGAAUGAAGUCUAUGCUGAUCUUGCAAGGCCUGGUGGUUGGAAUGAUCCUGAUAUGCUUGAAGUAGGAAAUGGAGGGAUGACUAAAGAUGAAUACAUUGUCCACUUCAGCAUAUGGGCCAUUUCCAAGGCUCCUCUUCUUAUUGGAUGUGACGUGAGGAAUGCAAGCAAAGAAACUAUGGAGAUCAUCUCUAAUAAGGAGGUCAUUGCAGUUAACCAGGAUCCACUUGGUGUUCAGGCCAAAAAAGUUAGGAUGGAGGGUGAUCAGGAAGUUUGGGCUGGACCCCUUUCUGGCCAUAGGACUGUUGUCCUCCUAGUCAACCGAGGCCCAUGGAAGUAUCCUGUUACGGCUCACUGGGAUGACAUAGGUAUUCCACCAAACACAGUGGUAGAGGCAAGGGAUCUUUGGGAGCAUGAGACUUUGAAGACACGAUUUGUGGGCAAGUUGACUGUUACCAUGGAUUCCCAUGCAUGCAAGAUGUACGUAUUAACACCAAUUUCUUGAGUUACCAUUUUCUGAUGGACUGAUGGGCCAUUCGGCCCAUUCCCUUUAUUUAUGACAGAGGUCCAAUAAGAUGAUGUAAAAGGUGAUGGUAGAAGAGUGUGUCCUAGUUUAAGCGGUCACUGGACAUUUAUUUGAUAAUGCAGAAUUGCAGAGGGUUAUGGAAUUAUCUACUUUACUGUAGUUAUGUAUUAACUAAGUUAUUUUUCUCCGGUUGAUGGAUGCCAUUAAGGGCUGCAACUCUGAACUCUCUAAAGUAAGACUACCUAGAAGAAUUUUUUUUUC